CUGGUUCAAAAAUUUAUGUUGAUUUUGCUGAUAAAGAAGGAGAAGAACUUGAUAAAGCAUUUGUCUCAUUAAUAGAAGAACUUAAACGAAAUGGAUUGAACGAUACCAAUGGAAAUAAAGACAAUACACUGACUGACCGAACCGUAUCUCAAAUAAGAUCUAAAUCUGAAGAACCAAAGAAAGAACCUGAGCAACCUUGCGUUCAAACAAGAGAAUAUUUAAACAUUCCUUUGGCAUCAAUGUGGAAUGAACAACAUGUUCAGGAAUUUCUAAAUUAUCAUCAACUUGAUCAAUUAUUAUCUAUUUGUGAAUCGAUGGAUGGUGAAGCAUUGAUAGAGUUUCAUCAGUCAUGUGAAACAAAACCGGACAUUAUGUAUGGAUUAAUUAAUAAUCCAAAAGAACAUCCAUUAUCAUUUGGUAUUUAUUUUAAGUUUAUUGCUAAAUUAAAGAAGUAUUUACCGCAAAAACCAAGACCUAAAAUUCAUUUUCAAUAUAAAUUUGUUUAUUCACCAUUGAAUACAACUGAAUCAGCAACAACAGAUGAAAAAACUAAUCAGGCACUAUAA
Molecule: messenger RNA, 566 nt
Organism: Rotaria sp. Silwood1
Lineage: Eukaryota; Metazoa; Rotifera; Eurotatoria; Philodinida; Philodinidae
Source: the annotation of a GenBank genome assembly